GAGAGCUGCACAGCUACCAAAGCAAUUUCUUGAUUCUUUAUAUGGUAGUUAAGUCUCUAGACGGAAGGUAACAUGUUAUAACAAUGACUAUAAGACUCAAUUAAAUGAAUUUAAAGCACGUGUCAGGUGAAAAUUUUAUGAGCGAUUGAGCGAUGAUGGCCGAUUAAAAAGCAAAAAAAUAAAAGCAGAAAAACAAAAAAAUCGUUUUUCCUUCUUUUUUCUUCGUUUACUUCGUUCAAUAAUAACAACUGCUAACUUACUUACUGAUCAUUUCAUAACCAUAUUAAAGACUUAAGCUGCAAACUUGCCAAGACAUUGUCAUUGAAUGCGUACAAGCAUACAAUGGGCACACGUGUACCGCCACCUUGUCCGACGCCCCUAAUAUGUGAUGGUCAAGUGAUGGCCGGUCUAACACAACUCAUUGAUGAUUUGCAGAGAUUGUCUGAAGAUCAGGAUAGUGCUGAUGUUGUCUUCAUAUGCGGCCGCGAAGAGGAACGCAUUUAUGGCCAUCGCAUUAUGUUAAUGGCACGGUGUAAGAGUUUUAAAACAGCCAAACGUGGCGAAUUAUGCCGUAUACCCGGUUGCACUGUGUCACCGGCUGCACCAGGCACGCCGACACCAGUGCGUCUCCCUCACGUACAUCCCGAAGUAUUUCGCCAAUUCAUUUUAUAUGUGUAUACAGCCAAGAUUUUGUUACAAGAUUCGCGAGUUUUUGAAAUGAUGACCUUAGCCCAGGAUAUGGGCUGUUGCGAGUUGCGUGCCGCAUGCGAGGAUCAUGUCAUUGCGACACUCUCAGUAGACAACGCUUGUACUUUUCUUACAGCCGUCAUGGAAAUAAAAGAAAAGGGAGGUAAUAAUUUAAAAUUUACUCGAUUUUUUUUUUUUUUUUUUUUUUUUUUUUGUUAAAGCUUUAAUUCGUUUAUCGUUACAUUAUUGGCCAAAUAUAUCUUAAACGGAAAAGUAUUUAUAGAUAUAAGAGCUUUUCAUCAAAAGAAAGCUUUAUUUGGCCUCAAUGCGAUAAUUUCAAUUCGACAAUUUCAAACUUUUAUCUACAUUGCUUUAUGUCUUCGAUGAAAAAUUUCGAAUCGAAUUAUUCAAUAAUAUAUUGCAUCAGGAAUUAUAAUACACUUGUUUGUAAUGAACUUAUUACCGGGUGGUUAAUUACUUAUACGAGACAACUCAUCUAUUGAAUCGCGCUCUUG
Glossina fuscipes is the source of this 1202-nucleotide messenger RNA. RefSeq names its product TD and POZ domain-containing protein 1-like. Gene Ontology annotation, molecular function: protein binding. The record is from RefSeq and is a predicted model, not a curated record. The transcript is spliced from 4 exons. NCBI's taxonomy places the organism in Eukaryota, Metazoa, Arthropoda, Insecta, Diptera, Glossinidae. Bases 343 to 906 code for a protein of 187 amino acids.